Messenger RNA from Meriones unguiculatus (Mongolian gerbil), 5101 nucleotides. It is a transcript of the gene Hspa4l, whose product is annotated as heat shock protein family A (Hsp70) member 4 like. Gene Ontology annotation, molecular function: ATP-dependent protein folding chaperone; ATP binding. The coding region runs from base 329 to 2848 and encodes 839 amino acids. The transcript has 19 exons. NCBI's taxonomy places the organism in Eukaryota, Metazoa, Chordata, Mammalia, Rodentia, Muridae. The record is from RefSeq and is a predicted model, not a curated record. Gene Ontology annotation, cellular component: nucleus; cytosol. Gene Ontology annotation, biological process: protein folding.
GAGCCGUUGCCGAGCGCUGACGGGAGCGGCCGCCGAGCCCCAGCCGACCGGUGGCUCGCGCCCCCCGGGGUCGAGCGCGCAGGCGCAGACCGCACUAACUGCCGGUUGGGGGCGGCGAACCGCAGUGGAGACUAGGCGGCGGGCCGGGCGGAGGCGGCGCGGCGCAGGCAGGCGGCUCCACCUCCGCAGUUCCGACGCCCUGCCCUAGAUUUUUUUUUUUUUCCCUGACGGAGAGUGGGUCCUCUCCUUUGCUUCUCGCAGGAGUCACAGUGCCCGCAGUGGCGGCCCGCAGCAGGACGCGGUCCCCCCUGCCCGACGCUUAGGCGCGAUGUCGGUGGUGGGCAUUGACCUCGGCUUCCUCAACUGCUACAUCGCCGUGGCGAGGAGCGGCGGCAUCGAGACCAUCGCCAACGAGUACAGCGACAGGUGCACGCCAGCCUGUAUAUCUUUGGGAUCCAGAACCCGAGCCAUUGGAAAUGCAGCUAAGAGCCAGAUAGUCACAAAUGUAAGAAAUACAAUUCAUGGCUUCAAAAAGCUUCAUGGACGAUCAUUUGAUGACCCCAUUGUGCAAACAGAGAGAAUCAGGCUUCCCUAUGAGUUGCAGAAGAUGCCUAAUGGAAGUGCAGGUGUCAAGGUGCGGUACCUGGAGGAAGAGAGGCCCUUUGCGAUUGAGCAAGUCACUGGGAUGUUGCUGGCUAAGCUUAAAGAAACCUCAGAAAAUGCCCUGAAGAAGCCAGUGGCUGAUUGUGUGAUCUCGAUCCCAAGCUUUUUCACUGAUGCAGAAAGAAGAUCUGUGAUGGCCGCAGCCCAGGUUGCAGGCCUAAACUGUCUGAGGCUGAUGAAUGAAACCACUGCAGUUGCACUGGCAUAUGGAAUUUAUAAACAGGAUCUCCCCUCAUUAGAUGAGAAACCAAGGAAUGUUGUGUUUAUCGACAUGGGACAUUCAGCCUAUCAGGUCUCUGUUUGUGCUUUUAACAAAGGAAAACUUAAAGUAUUGGCUACUACCUUUGACCCAUAUUUGGGUGGCAGGAACUUUGAUGAGGCUUUAGUAGACUACUUCUGUGAUGAAUUCAAGGCUAAAUAUAAGAUAAAUGUCAAGGAGAACUCUCGGGCCUUGUUGCGGCUGUAUCAAGAAUGUGAGAAAUUGAAGAAACUGAUGAGUGCAAAUGCAUCAGAUCUUCCCCUGAAUAUCGAGUGUUUCAUGAAUGACCUUGAUGUUUCUAGUAAGAUGAACAGGGCUCAAUUUGAACAACUGUGUGCUUCCCUUUUGGCCAGGGUUGAACCACCUUUAAAAGCAGUGAUGGACCAAGCUAACUUACAACGUGAAGACAUAAACAGCAUAGAAAUUGUAGGAGGGGCCACUCGGAUUCCUGCAGUCAAGGAGCAGGUCACUAGGUUCUUUCUGAAAGACAUCAGUACCACCCUAAAUGCUGAUGAAGCCGUCGCCAGAGGAUGUGCAUUGCAGUGUGCGAUUCUCUCACCAGCAUUUAAAGUGCGUGAAUUUUCCAUAACAGACCUUGUUCCCUACUCAAUCACAUUACGAUGGAAGACUUCUUUUGAAGAAGGGACUGGGGAAUGUGAAGUCUUCUCUAAGAACCACCCGGCCCCAUUCUCAAAGGUCAUAACUUUCCACAAGAAGGAACCAUUUGAACUAGAAGCAUUUUAUACUAAUUUGCAUGAAGUGCCUUAUCCAGAUCCAAGAAUUGGGAACUUCACUAUUCAGAACGUUUUCCCACAGUCUGACGGUGAUAGUUCUAAGGUAAAAGUAAAAGUUCGUAUUAACAUCCAUGGGAUCUUCAGUGUGGCGAGUGCAUCCGUGAUAGAGAAGCAGAAUCUGGAAGGUGAUCACAAUGAUGCCCCUAUGGAAACAGAAACUUCUUCUAAGAAUGAAAGCAAAGAGGAAGCGGACAAAAUGCAGAUUGACCAAGAAGAAGGAGGGCACCAAAAAUCUCAUGCUGAGCACACCCCAGAGGAGGAGAUUGACCACACUGGGGCCAAAACAAAGUCACCUCCUUCAGACAAGCAAGACCGCAUAAAUCAAGCUAUUAAAAAAGGGAAAGUCAAGAGUAUUGAUCUACCUAUCCAAAGUAGCCUGUACAGACAACUGACCCAAGAUCUUCUCAAUAGCUACAUUGAAAAUGAGGGGAAGAUGAUAAUGCAGGAUAAAUUAGAGAAAGAAAGAAAUGAUGCGAAAAAUGCUGUUGAAGAAUACGUGUAUGAUUUCAGAGACAAAUUGGGCACUGUCUAUGAAAAGUUCAUCACUCCAGAAGACAUGAAUAAACUGUCUGCAAUGCUAGAAGACACAGAAAAUUGGCUCUAUGAAGAAGGAGAGGAUCAACCUAAACAAGUUUAUGUGGAUAAGCUUCAGGAGCUAAAGAAAUAUGGCCAUCCUAUUCAAAUGAAAUACGUAGAACAUGAAGAGAGACCAAAAGCUUUAAACGACCUGGGGAAAAAGAUUCAGCUUGUCCUGAAAGUGAUAGAAGCACACAGAAGCAAGGAUGAAAGAUACGAUCAUCUGGAUCCUGCUGAAAUGGAAAAAGUUGAAAAGUACAUCAGUGACUCCAUGAAUUGGCUGAACAGUAAGAUGAAUGCACAGAACAAAUUAAGUCUUACUCAAGAGCCUGUGGUAAAAGUAGCAGAAAUAGUUGCAAAGUCAAAGGAACUGGAUAAUUUCUGUAACCCCAUCGUUUACAAGACCAAACCAAAAGUAGAAGUUCCUGAAGACAAAGCAAAAGCUAACAAUGAACACAAUGGACCAAUGGAUGGACAGAAUGGUACAGAGACCAACCCAGAUCCAGCAAAAGGCAGCUCGCAGCACACUGACUCUGGAGAGAUGGAAGUGGACUAAGUUUCUUGUAAUUCAAACAGUGGGAUAACUACAGGGUCCAUUCAUCCUUUACACCUGGUACACACAACAUAUGUUGUUCUUAACUACUUUUGUCAUUUGUUUUUUGGAGUAGUUUUGAAAAGUGUCUAUAUCGAGUGCACUAUUAAUGUCCAUUGCUGCUGUGAAGCUUUAGCUGAAUAGAUAUGUACGAAUCAGUUUGAGCUCUCUUCACAUACUUUGUGUCAGUAUGCAGGACUGCUAUGUACCAGCCAUCCACCUUAGUCACAGCUUCUACUUGCAAAACUCUCAGUUCCUCUGUGCAGGAAGGGAUAACCGUGUUGCUCCUAUGUUGCAGAGGUAGGGGGUUGACUGCAUUGUUACUGUGAAAACAAACUGAAGUUGAUGUGGUUUAGAACCAACAGCACUGACACUUUCCUAGUUUCCCUAUUGUUAUCAUUUAAAUAUUAAAACAAAUGGGAGGUUCUGACAUACUAGUCCAUCUCACUGAUGCGCCACAAGGACUCCAGUCUUGUCAUCACAUAAAUGAUACUCAGAAAGAGACAGUGCAGUUUGACAUUCAGAUAACACCAGCAUUUGCUGCUUUUGUUAGUAGCAUGGAUUGUUUUCACAGAGUAACUUUUCACUUGAAACUGUUGAUUUCCUUGUCCUAAAGACCAGCUGCUGCUACACUAAUGCUAAGCCUAUACCGUCAUGUUAUGGGAAAGCACUGUUGGCCUGUUCAGAUGUGCAUCUGUGAUGCUGACAGCCUUGGUUCAGUUUUUAUAGUUGUGUUGGUUUUCUUAAUUGAUUUUUGUUAAUAAUACCUUAAUCUGGGGUAGGGAGAAAUUGCACAAUGCAUUGCAUUAUAUAUACCUAUCACUGAUUUAAUGUUCCAAUGUAGAUAGACACUAUUAAAUAAGCAGUACUUCCUAUAAAGGAGUGCCUGUACCAUAAGUCUUAGGAAAUAAUGCUUGUAAUAAACUCAACUGUGUUACAUCAGUAGGUAAAAUACACAAUGUUACAUAGUGUAAUAUGGUAUGACGUGAUUAAAUUAUAGUUCCUGCUGUUAAAUUGCCUUUUGAAAACUUGGCUCCAGGUUUGGUGCUUCUUCAUGGGAAAGGCACAGUGCAUUUCAGCCAUAGUAAGGACCUGGUUUGUGGUUUAUCACCACACUUGUUCACACCAUUCAGUUAAUGUCCUGAGGCGUGGAACGGUUUAUUUAACCAUGGGGAAAGCUGGAGUGAUAUUUCAGUCUUCAGGGGAAAGAAGCAAGACAAAUGCAUGGGCCCUUGUGUUCCUAAUGCUAGUUCACUGAAGACUGACUUCAGUUACAAUCUUCAAAGGCUGUUUUCCCAAAGCUAAAUCUUUAUAUUAAACACAAUACUGAACUUUUCUUAAGUAGCUAAAGACUGAGAGUGUGCUAUCUUCAGGGGUAGUCAUUUCUCAAAUGAGUUCUCUAAUAGAGAUUUUGUUCCUACAAUGUAGUCUGCACUGAAAGAGUAUAGGAGAAUGAGGUGGUCAUUUUGCAAGAAUUUUUAUUCAGCUUUUGGGGGGAAAAUAUUCAUCAUUUUUAUUAAGAAAACCAUAUAGUCCCGACAUAUUUUUAAUGUCUAUAUCUUUUAUUACAAUGAAACAAUUAGAUCCAAUAAAUGAAGAAAUACAUUUUAAGUAGCUAUCAGUUACUUUUCAUUUGUAUGUAUAUAUAUACAUAGGUCCAUUUCAGAAAAAAAAAAUCAUGGUUGUAAGGGGAAUAUGUGACCACGCAGGGAUUGUACAGCUGCUUCUUAUUUAUCACUUACACUCACUUAGUAAGGAGCUGUGCCUAAAGACUUGUUGGAAGUGGAAGAAAAAUAUCUUUCUGCACCUGACUGUCCAGCAGAGCCUCAUUUUCCAUCCUGCUCUGAAGUCACUUUCAAGUAGUUUAGAGUUUUAGUAAGAUAAAACAUUUUUGCAAUUUAAUAUCAUUUAAUAAGUUAAGUACAUUCAAACAUAAUCUAUAUACUUUACCAAUUUUAUGCUAUUGUUAAAAAAAAACAAAACCAAGUUACUAUGGUUUAAUUCUGAAAGUACCAAUUAUCUUCCUUUAAGAAACCAACUUACAAUAGCCAGUGAUGACAUAAGCCUCAGCACUCAGGAGGCAGAGGAAAGGCAGGCAGAUCUCUGAAUUCAAGGCAGCCUCAUCUACAGAGUAAGUUCCAGGACAGCUGGGGCUACACAGAAAAACCCUGUCUCAAGCCUUCUGCACCCCUCUGGCAAAAAAAAAAAAAAAAAGAA